Chinchilla lanigera (long-tailed chinchilla) is the source of this 2192-nucleotide messenger RNA. RefSeq names its product guanylate cyclase activator 1B (retina) (gene Guca1b). Bases 395 to 997 code for a protein of 200 amino acids. The transcript has 4 exons. Lineage: Eukaryota; Metazoa; Chordata; Mammalia; Rodentia; Chinchillidae. The record is from RefSeq and is a predicted model, not a curated record. Gene Ontology annotation, molecular function: calcium sensitive guanylate cyclase activator activity; calcium ion binding. Gene Ontology annotation, biological process: visual perception. Gene Ontology annotation, cellular component: photoreceptor inner segment; cone photoreceptor outer segment.
UCUCUGUGUCCCAGGGCUGCGCCGCUGUGGGGCUGCCCGGUGUCCACCACGGGGCCGGGUGACAGGGCCGCAGGACGGCUCUCACCCUGCGUCCCUCACGCUGCUCUGCCUGUCUCUUACUCCUCUCCUCUUUGCAAUCUUGGGGCCGGGAGGCGGGGCUCGGGGGAAAGCUCGACCCACUGGGGAGGUCAGCCCUGCAGAAUCUCCUAAUGGCCUUAGAGCAGCUUAGGGGCAGGCCACCCCUCCCGGCCCCCUUUCACAUUGCCCACAGCAUUCAGCCGCGGGGCCCCACGCAGAGCCUGGACCCGCGGAGGACAGGGAGGCGCAGAGCCCUGGUCUAAGGAAUCGGCGAGCAGAGCCCCGAGGAGACCGCUGCCGACCUUCCUGGGGCGGGAUGGGACAGCAGUUCAGCUGGGAGGAGGCGGACGCCGGUGAGAUGGACGUGGCCGAGCUCCAGGAGUGGUACAAGCGGUUCGUGGUGGAGUGUCCCAGCGGCACGCUCUUCAUGCACGAGUUCAAGCGCCUCUUCAAGGUCACAGGCGACGAGAGUGCCAGCCAGUACGUGGAGGGCAUGUUCCGGGCCUUCGACAAGAACGGGGACGACACCAUCGACUUCCUGGAGUACGUGGCGGCCCUGAACCUCGUGCUGCGGGGCUCGCUGGAGCACAAGCUCCGGUGGACCUUCAAGAUCUACGACAAGGACCGCAACGGCUGCAUCGACCGCCUGGAGCUGCUGGACAUCGUGGAGUCGAUCUACAAGCUGAAGAAAGCCUGCCGGGUGGAGACAGCCAAGGACAAGAAUGGGGAGCUGCUCACCCCCGAGGAGGUGGUGGACAGGAUUUUCCUCCUGGUGGACGAGAACGGGGAUGGCCAGCUGUCCCUGGAUGAGUUCAUCGAGGGUGCCCGUCGCGACCAGUGGGUGAUGAAGAUGUUGCAGAUGGAUGUGAACCCUGGCGGCUGGAUCACCCAGCAGAGGCGGAAAAGUGCCAUGUUCUGACCCCGCACCCCAAGGGAGUCCCCAAGCUGGCCAAGGGGGCUCAGUCCCCUAUGCAGGGCAUACUAGGGUCUGAAAGGGACUCGGCUGCUCAGCCCCUCAGCUGCUCCCGGGAGAACUGUGCCUCACUGGAGGACGUGGGGUCCCACACAGUUCCAGGAGUCCUCAGUGGGAAGCGGGGCCCGGCUGGGGAAGGGGGUCUCCUAAGCGGAUCAGCAAGGCGAGCACCCAUAUUUUGGGAAGCAAAGACACAGGAAGCAGGGGCUGGAAGUGCUGCAUGUAGGGUGUGUGUUGGGGGGGUCACAAUCACAACCUCCCAGACUCCCCAGCAGUGCCCGUGGGGAGGACCCUCCGACCCCCCUCAAGGCGUCCUCCCAGGGGUAUCACCAAGAGGACACUACGGCGAGACAGCUGCGGUCCUUCUGCCCGAGGGGGCUGCGUUUGGAACAGGGCUGUGUCGGCUCCGCCCCUCUCCUUGGCUCCCACCACCUGCCUGCCCCUCCCUUCAGCCUGGACCUUCACCCCUCCCUUGAAGGGUGGAAGAAGCAUCUCUCUGUCUCUGGGGACAAUGGGGGGCCUGCCGACCUGGGUGCAGGACCAGGCUUUGCCUCCAGUGGCUGUGGGGCCCUAUUCGGCCAGUUCUCCUCCCUGACUUGAGCAGGUUGGACUAAAUGAGCAGCUUUUAUUUAUUUGUUUAUUUUUGGUAUGGGGACUCGAACUCAGGACCUUGUGCUUGCCAGGCAGUGCUGUGCCGCUGAGCUAUACCCCUGCAGCUUUUAGACUAUUGCUUUUAGGUGUGGAAUUUUGUUGUUCUUGUUAUAUAAACUCUUUUGUGCAAUCCCAGUGUAGAAACCAGAUUAAAAGAGAGUCCCUCUACUCGCAGAGGGCCGAGCAGCUCAGACCCCUCCAAGAACAGAAAGUAGAAACCAGCAUCCCAGGGCAGGGUUACCUCAUGAGACAAUUUCCUGUGGGACCUGCAAGAGCAUUUUCUUUACCUUCAAUUUAGAUACAUUUUUAUAUUGAAGCAUGAAAUAUCAAACUCAUGUAUAGAACCCCAGGUUUCAUAGGUACAAUUUUCAUAUGGUGCUCAUUUAGAAAUCAAUUUUAGAUUGAAAAUGGUUGAUUAAAAAUACUAAUUGUAGGCCAGGCAUGGUGGUAGACACCCGUAAUCCCAACCUUCAGGAGGCUGAGGCAGGAA